AUGGAUGUAAUGUUUGCUCAUCAGCAGUCGAGCUUGAAUCUGAACGCCCCGAUGUUCGUCCCCAUGGCUUACCAGGCGGUGGAGGACUUCUCCAAACAGUGGUGGUCGUUCAUCCAAUCCUCCACCUGGUUCCGCGACUACUGGUUCCUGGAGCGCUACCAGGAUCCCCAAUCCGACUUCUUCCUCCCUGACGACCUUGAUUUCCUCGACGACGGCGCCGAUUUCCUCCGCUUCUCCGGCGGCAAAGAGAAGGCGGCGAAGAUUGUGAAUGUGAAGAUGAGUCCGAGGACGAUUCAGCAGCCGACGUAG
Linum trigynum is the source of this 309-nucleotide messenger RNA. NCBI's taxonomy places the organism in Eukaryota, Viridiplantae, Streptophyta, Magnoliopsida, Malpighiales, Linaceae. The record is from the annotation of a GenBank genome assembly.